Molecule: messenger RNA, 4588 nt
Organism: Cuculus canorus (common cuckoo)
Lineage: Eukaryota; Metazoa; Chordata; Aves; Cuculiformes; Cuculidae
Gene: CREG2
Product: cellular repressor of E1A stimulated genes 2
Exons: 4
Coding region: 180-1013 (277 amino acids)
Source: RefSeq, a predicted model, not a curated record
GUCUGUCCCGGCGGGCUGCGGGUGGGCACCCCCGACACCCGGGAUACCCCAAACCGCACGGGGGUGGCGGGAGAGGGCCCGAAAGGAAGGCGUGCGGGCGGUGCGAAGGAGGGAGGCUGCGGCAGCUCUGCGGGGCGCCGGGAGGGGGUGCCGCCGAGGUGCCGGAGCCGCCGCAGAAGAUGUCGCCGAGGCGGUGGCUGCGGGCGUGCUGGUGGCUGCCGGCGCUGCUCUGCGGCGGCGCCGCGGGCUACGUGGUGGUCAGCUCGGUGUCCUGGCCGCUGCCCGAGGAAGGAGCGCCGGCCGACGAGCUGCACAGCUCUUCCACCGAGGAGGCUCUCCCCGCGCUGCUGGAAGAGCCGGGCGGCCUCUGGAAGCGGAGCUACCCAGCCUCGCCCUACCGGGAGGAUGCGGCGCUCAGCUCGGUGCCGGCGGCGCGGCGAGCCGGGAUGAGGGAUGCGCCAUCCAGGAUGUUUUCCUACCCACGGGAGGGAGUCGGGGCGCCGGGAAGCGCUGGCACCGCCCGGUACCUCGCCCGGUACAACACCUGGGGCUUCGUGGCUACGCGGGCGGCGCAAGGAAAGAUCCAAGGUAUGCCCUAUGGGAACUGUUUACUUCUAAGUGAUGGUCCUGUCAAUAACAGCACUGGAAUCCCUUUCUUUUAUGUGACACCGAAGGAUAACACUGUGGUAGAUCUCCUGAAGAAUUCCGUGGCUUCUGUGACCCUGCCAGAGGCAGACGGAAAUUUCUGCAGAAAAAAUUUAAUUGAUCCAGAGGAUCCAAGGUGUGCCAGGCUGACUCUCAUGGGACAGAUGGUCACGGUGCCUCCAGAGGAAGUGGAAUUUGCCAAGCAAGCAAUGUUUUCCAGGCAUCCGGUGGUAAGAAAGUGGCCUCGCAGCUAUGAGUGGUUCUUCAUGAAAAUGAACAUUGAACACGUCUGGCUCCAGAGCUGGUAUGGAGAAGUUUCUGCCAUAGCAGUGGAAGAGUAUUUAAAAGCAGUUCCCAGUAAAGGAUGACCGAAUGCACUUUGAGACAGAAAUCUUCUGAGUUUCCAUUCCAAACACUUAAAAUUUCAUGCUGGAUGGUUACGUUACAGUGACAUUUUUUUUUGCCCUCCCCCAAAGGCUUCAAAAUAGCCCUGUCUUACAUGGAGCAGAGCUAAAAUAAACCAACACAGACUUUCAAAUUACAAAGGAUAGGUGGAUACUAGCUCUACCCUGCAAUGUACAAAUGUGUCAUUUCAAACAGGCAAUGCACCAUCUUGAACACUGCUCAAAAACACUUUGUAGCUGUUUGUUUUGUCUCUUAUUGCUGUGGAUCCACAGGGAAACUAUGUGCUAAACAUAAAGUUCUGAUUUACAGAAAAAACAAAUGGUGUGUUUGAAAGCCUCUAUAUAUUGUGGAGGUAUUACUGCUGCUUGGUCUCCUUUGGUUUGUAAGUACUUCUUAAGAUAAUAGCUGCAAUGUUAGAUAUUUUAAGUUUUAAAGAACUAUUUUGUUAAAGCGGUCCUUAUUUGCUAAAUUAUAUUUUCUACAUGUGUUUUUCCCCUAAGUAUCUAAUUUGAUAUUUCACUAGAAAAUUGAGCAGAAAUUACCUCUUUUAGUAGAAAAAAAAUGCAAGUAGCUCAAACAACGUGCCUCCAGUGUAACUUAUCUCUUACUGACACAAAGCUGGUUAAACACGUUAAAGGCCCAAACCAAGUCGGCCCCACAAGGAUUAUCCAAACGCAAGUAUAAACAUUCUCAUAAGAAGAAUUUAAGUAAAUGGUCUCAGCUAGCCUCUUCCUGUUAUGAAACAGGAAAAGUAUUUUUAAUAGCCUGUAGUCCUCAUUUUUUUGCAGCACUUCUCCAGCCACCACUGUAUUUUUAACUCACUUGUGGAACUGAUAUUUGCAAACCACCCCUAACUCAUCUAGGGGUGAAGCCACUCCCUUAACUCUGUUUUCUCACCAAGUUUUAAAGGGCUUGUUAUGCUUUUCUUAAAAAAAAGGAACUCCAAAGAUAGGUAGAUUUUUCAGGCCGUGAAAAACUGAUUUUCCUACCGUGGAAAGAGCAAACUUUGUUGAAAAUACAUUAUGGCAUCUCAUGUGAUAAUACCAAAAGCCUUAAAAGGUCUUCUAUUCACCUUCAGUCCUUUCUCUAGAUACCCUGGUAAACUUAUUCUGCAGUUCUUAAGGGUAUUACUGUAACAAAGGUCCCAUGGCUAACCCGCCAAGUCAUUACACAGUUUGCAAAUUAUACAGCUAUUCUCCCCCUUACAUUAGGAAAGAAACACUGAGAUGAGGUUUCUGUGCCUGUGGAGAAGGUCUUCCAGCAUCUCUGGGAAGGCACGUGAGCUCUGGACACCAGCCCACACCACGAUGGGGCUGAAGAGGAGCCUAGGUCCCUGGGUGAGUGACCUGAGCUUGUACAGGUUAAUCCCUGAGCAGAGCUCAGAGGCAGCUGCUGAGCUCUGACCAGCUGGAAGCCAAUUAAGUGUAGCUGAGCUGAUUUUGCUUCAGGCAUGAAGAGAGGCAGUCAUUCCCCAACCAGUGCUGGGCACCAUGCUGGUUUAACUACCAGGAGUCACUUAUAGCCCCUGGGCAAGUUUAAGACUGCCAGCAUCACUUCCGUUCCUGAUAUUCUGUAAGAAUCAAAGACGAAUGCAGGGGAGGGGAACUUUGUUUAGACACAUGGUAAGCGUUUUCUUUUUUCUUGUCUCAUUGCCAGAGACUCUGUUAGUCGUGCAGAUUUUUGCAGAGGUAAUUACACAAAAGGAGGAAGCAUCCUGCCUGAAUCUAUUUCCUUUUUUUCUCUUGGCAGAUGAGCAACAUUUUCCCAUUUGAGUUUGCCCCUGAAUCUUGUACUGGUUAGUACUGAAGCAGAAUGGCCCAUCCUGUACAGAUUUAUAGAAUACAGUCUCCCUUGAUUCAUGUCAUUUUGCCAUGGACAUCUUUGUGGAUUUUAUACUUUGCCCAUUAGGAUUUAUGGGACUUUAAAAACUGAGUUCAACACUAGACCCUGUAAGGGAAUCUUCACACGUCUGACAUUUCUGUUCAACUUUAAGUACAUGUUUCAUUAUCGCAGUUCUCUGCUAUUCCCAGAGAAAUCUGAACUGCCUAUUCCCUCCCCCACCCCUAAACACACACACACACACACACAGAUUAAGCAAAUCCAGUGUAUAAACUUAAUGUUUAAAUAAGCUGAAGAAGAGAGGAAGAAUUUUAGAAAUGCUGCUAUUGCUGUACUCCCAAUUUCACUUACAUCCUUAGACAGACUGGGAACUGCAACAUGGUCCGGUGUCCUGUCCAUUAACUUAUUAACAUCCUUGCCUUAAAACAGUAAGGGAUUGUAUUAAUGAUGUUCAGCAGAACUUUAACUAUUUAAGAAGUCAGCAAGCACUAAGAAAGGUUUUGAAUGUACAAUACCCAACUUGCUACAGGCUGUCUCUCUGCACACUGAGAUUAAUUUGAGUUGCUUCUCCACUGUAAAUUGACACAUUCAUCAAGCAACUUUUCUGUAUGGGCCUGCCAUGAGGUUCUUGACAGAGCUUCAAAACAUGAAAUGGGUAUGGCAUGUAAUGUGAUAAAAGGGGCUUCAUGACAACAUGCCAUCUUAAAUCACUGUUCUCAUUUCAUGCUUCUUUCUCCCAAGGAAUUGCUACCAUGAAAGUCCUUAAAGUCUGUAGAAAUUAAUGAAAAACAUGACUUGCAGAUUUUGAGUGGAAUUUUCAGGACUAAAAAAAAAAGGGGAGGAGAUGGUAGUUUGCUUAAUUGGGCUUUGCAUUAUUAAUUACACACUAGUUACGGUUUUUCUUUAAACUGACUAAUAUCUCAAGUGAUAUUGGUAAUCACAUGAUAAAUGAUGCCUGUUAAAGCUUUUAACCCAAAGAGUGUUAUUGAGAUAUAGUAAAAUCAUACUUCCUUGAGACUGUAAAGGGUUUGAUCUGGCUUCACUUCAAGUCAAUGGCAAAAAAUCCUAUUUAUUUUUUGUGCUUUAAUUAUUAGAUCAAAUAAGCAUUUUAUAAAAGGUCUUGAUAAACCUUUAUAAAAUUAUUAAGCAUUUAAACUAGCUGAUGUGUAAUUUAUUUCCAUGUGUUCUGUAUUUUAGUUAUUUCUGCAGCUUCCCCAAAAAAAGCUUGUUGUGCAAUGUGUAGUAUUUAAAACUUUAACUGUGGUUUUGCAAUAUUUAAGGAAUGUAUUUAGUCAUGUCUGUAUACUUGCUGAAAAAAAGGAAGACAAAGUUCUAAACUGGGGUUCUCAGUUUCUGCUAAUUUGUGCAAACAUAAUGCAUGUACAGGAUAUAAGCACAGCUAGUUUGAACUGCUGACUGUAUUUAACCAAAUAAUGCUCUGUUCCUGAUGAAAUUUUCAUCACUUCAGUGGAUGAAAUGCAACCUGUCUCAUUUCUGGAUGUGUACUGCAAUUUACAAUGUAUUCUGAUUUCUAAAGAUACAGAAUGUUGUUAACAAAAUGCUGAUCAAGAAGAAAUGCAAAUAAAACAAAUUUCAAAGUGGAAACAGUAGUGAGAAUAUUCUUAAAUCUGCAGGACAGCCCUAUGCAAAGUAAUUGACCUUUUGCUGACAGCCAUUAUAAUUUCUAUCUGAUCUGAAC